Messenger RNA from Triticum dicoccoides, 2411 nucleotides. RefSeq names its product replication factor C subunit 5-like. The transcript is spliced from 11 exons. Gene Ontology annotation, molecular function: DNA clamp loader activity; DNA binding. Gene Ontology annotation, cellular component: DNA replication factor C complex; nucleus. Gene Ontology annotation, biological process: DNA repair; DNA-templated DNA replication. The coding region runs from base 354 to 2129 and encodes 591 amino acids. NCBI's taxonomy places the organism in Eukaryota, Viridiplantae, Streptophyta, Magnoliopsida, Poales, Poaceae. The record is from RefSeq and is a predicted model, not a curated record.
AUUUCCAGCGCCAGAAAAGAGCUGCUCAUUUUUCUCUCUCGUUGUCCAGUCUAGCGUCGCCGUCGGUUAGCCAUAGCCAACCCACGGCGGCCGGCCGGCCAAGCCCACGACUGCGACCAUGAUGGAUGGACAGGUGACACCGGGAAUAUUUAACCAACAAAGCUCUAGCUUAAUCAAACGGAAUGAUCCUUCCGCCGCGGCAUAAUGCUGCACCUUGAUUCCCCCGCCAGCUUCCCCCCUUCCUCGGCGAGGUCGCGCCGGCGCCUCCCGAUUCCCUUCACCUGCUUCCUCCCGUCACCUCACGCCAAUGCACCCACAUCGCCGCGUCCCCGUCUGUCCCCGUCAGACCCCCCAUGGCGAUCGAGACCCCGCCACCCGCAUCCCCGACCGCCUGGCCCGCUUCCCCGACUGGCCGCACCCUCUCCGCGGCCUUCGCCGACGACCGCCGCCGCGAGGCCAGGCGCCGCGCCGUGCACCUCCUCCCGGGCUGCGGCAGGCCGCCGCAGCCGCGCUCCAAUCUCGUCAACCGCGUGCUCCACCGCUUCGGCGCCGCCUGCGUCCCUAAGAGCACCGCCGCCACCCCCACCCGGACGCCCCCGCUGCCUCGGCGGUCGUCAGUGUCGACGCCCCCGCGGCCUCGGCCGUCGUCGGCGUCGACGCCGCCCACGUCAACCCAGGUACCGGCACGCCUAGACCAGGCAGACGCGGAGAGAGUCGCUGCCAGGAGGCCUUUGAGGGAGAGAGAGGACGCCGCCGCCGUCGGAAGAGAGCCGACGCCGCCGGUGUCCCAAGCCAGUGCCGUGGCGGCCACCGAAGUGGUUGCCAGCCUUGCGAGCAACUGGAGAAGCGAUACCGCCACCACCGUCGGGAGAGGAGCAAACAUCUGGGUGAGGGUUUCGCGCAAGCCGAAGUCGCCGCAGGUGGACUCUCCGCAGCUGUCAGUGGAAUCAACAGCGGCGGCGGAGGAUCAGUACGUGUGGGCGGACAGGUACCGGCCCAGUGUGCUCGGGGAAUUCAUAUGCAACAAGGCCGUCGCCGAUGAGCUCCACCGGAUGGUGACUGAACGCCAAUGCAACCAUUUCAUAUUUGAAGGGGCGCAGGCUGUCGGGAAGAGAAGCAUGGUGCUGGCCCUUUUAAGAGAUGCUUUUGGUCCUGAUAAUCUCAAGAUAGAGGAAAUCACAAAGAGAAUCGAGCUGAAGGGAGAAAUCGCCAAACACAUUGAUGUUAAAGUGAAGAUUUCAGAUCAUCACGUGGAGGUAAACUUGGCUGAUUUACAUGGCUAUGAGAAGUAUGUCAUAACUACUUUGUUGAAUGAGUCAAUCCCACCACCGGACUUGAUUUGCGAUCAUGCUAACUGCAAAGUGAUUGUGGUCCAUGAUGCUGAUAGGCUUUCGUCUGAUCUUCAGCAUUAUGUCGGUUGGUUUUUGGGGAGGUAUGCAGGUUGCAACAAAAUUAUUUUCAGCUGCUCCAGUUCUUCAAACCUUGAUGCCGUUGAACAUUUAUGCAAGGUUGUCCGACUUAAACCACCUUCAUUUGAUGAGAUAAUCAAGGUUCUAGAGUUCAUUGCUACACAAGAAGGCAUAGAUUUGCCUCGUGGACUUGCCAGUAGAAUUGCAGCUAGCGCGAGUAAUAAUCUCCGACAGGCAAUACGCUCUUUUGAAGCUACAUGGAAAGCAAACUAUCCAUUCACGAAAGACCAGCCCAUUUUGACUGGAUGGGAGGAGGAAAUUUAUGAUGUUGCCAAAAAAAUCAUGGAGGAGCCAAGUCCAAAGCAGCUGUAUCUCAUUCGGCGGAAGAUCAGAAAAAUGAUUGAACAUAAUGUGUCACCUUAUUUCAUUUUCUGUCACUUGGUUAAUGAACUGAAAAGGGACAGGGAUGAAGAUUUUCAGAAUAGCAUCGAUGAACUGGCACUGGAGUUGAACCAAAACGAGCAGUGCAAAGAAUACAAAUCUCAGGACACAAUUUCUGACAAAAGAGCUAUCAAUAUAGAAGGUUUCGCUGUUGAAGGCCCGGACCAAGGGGAAGCCAUCCAAUGCUUCAUAAAGAUUGAAGAAUUCACUGUGAGGUUCAUGAGCUUCUACAGAUCUUUAAUAACGAAGAACUCAAGCAGAGGCGGUGUUCCUUCAUGAAGAGGGUGGAAUCACUCUCUCGAUCAACAAAUCCUCUAGCGCGAGCGAGUGUUGUAGCAGUGUUGAUAAAUAAGCAGUGGUGUGCCUCUGAAGUCUGAAUCAAAGCACCUCGGCGUUGCUUUGCAUGUUAAGAAGGAAAACAUACCUUUUUUUAUCCGCCCCGUUUGCGUGUAUACGUGUGAAUUGUGAUUAUGCACACAACUCUGUAUACGUGUGAAUUGUGAUAUUGUGGUUUGUACAAAAAUCAACUUCAUAUAUGAUAAUUUGUGUGAUCUGAGAAUA